Molecule: messenger RNA, 375 nt
Organism: Acanthisitta chloris (rifleman)
Lineage: Eukaryota; Metazoa; Chordata; Aves; Passeriformes; Acanthisittidae
Product: protein S100-A9-like
Exons: 2
Coding region: 1-375 (124 amino acids)
Biological process (GO): endothelial cell migration
Cellular component (GO): extracellular exosome; cytoplasm
Molecular function (GO): calcium ion binding; transition metal ion binding
Source: RefSeq, a predicted model, not a curated record
AUGAAAACCAAGAUGGAACUGGCCAUGGAGUCUAUCAUCAACACCUACCACCAGUAUUCUGCAAGGGAUCCCCUUGAUGACUACCUGAGCAAGCCAGAGUUCUCCCAGCUGAUGAAGGAGACUGCUGAGCACUUCCUCCACAACACCAUACCGCCUAACAUGACCAUCGAUGACUACAUCAACAAACUCUUCACCAAAGCUGAUGCCAACCACGACGGUCGCCUGAAGUUCACCGAGUUCCUGACCACACUGAGCCUUGUAGCCAUUGAUGCCCACAAUAAGUCCCAUGAGGGUCCUGGUGGGGACCAUGGCCAUGACCAUGACCAUGGCGGCCGUGGCCAUGGCCACAGCCACGGCCGCCAGCCCCGAAACUGA